GCGUCAGUCUGAUUGCCUCGGUCUUGGUUCGCGUAGGGAGGUUGUGUGGGUUUUUGCUGUGCUUAAACCAUGUCCGGCCGCGGGAAGCAGGGUGGCAAAGUCCGAGCUAAGGCCAAGUCGCGCUCGUCGCGGGCCGGGCUGCAGUUCCCCGUGGGCCGCGUGCACCGGCUGCUGCGCAAGGGCAACUACGCGGAGCGUGUCGGGGCUGGAGCACCUGUGUAUAUGGCAGCUGUGCUGGAGUACCUGACGGCCGAGAUCCUGGAGCUGGCGGGCAACGCGGCCCGCGACAACAAGAAGACGCGCAUCAUCCCGCGCCACCUCCAGCUGGCCAUCCGCAACGACGAGGAGCUCAACAAGCUGCUGGGCAAGGUGACCAUCGCGCAGGGCGGGGUGCUGCCCAACAUCCAGGCCGUGCUGCUGCCCAAGAAGACUGAGAGUCAUAAGGCUAAAAGCAAAUAAACUCAGCCACUUAGCUGCUUAGACUCUCCACAACAUAAUAUAACCCAAAGGCUCUUUUCAGAGCCACCUACACAGUCAGAAAAGAGUUGUGUUGCUUUCUUUACAGAAGUGCUUUGGGGAUAGUUCUUAUGUGCUGCUGCUGUUAGGGAGCUAAAACCAUAUUCUGUGGCAAUGCUUUAAAACUUUUAACUUCUACUUGAAGGGGGGUGAUACCUUUGCUUUCUAACUCUGUUUAAUGAAAGAACACUACAUUUGUAGUGAUUUACUGAUUGUUUUGUGUCAUUUCUUGUAGUAGUAUUGGUAAAACGUUUGGGUUUGGUUUUGAAUCUGCUUAACUUUCAUGACUAUGUGCUUCUUAUGGUGUGAAAUUAGCGGGGGGUGGCUAAAAGACUGAGGGGGGGAGUGGAAAAAUAUACAGAAUGAAAAUAAAUAGAUGAUCUCAAAGCCAUAGAACUACAUCUAAGAAUGAAGAAAGGCUUCUUUUGCAGGCCUUUGUUCUUUAAAACAUGUAAAACUUCCCUGUGACUUAACUGUAUUUAGAAAUAAAAUGAGAAAUGCUUUA
Molecule: messenger RNA, 1021 nt
Organism: Phalacrocorax carbo (great cormorant)
Lineage: Eukaryota; Metazoa; Chordata; Aves; Suliformes; Phalacrocoracidae
Source: RefSeq, a predicted model, not a curated record